Molecule: messenger RNA, 777 nt
Organism: Aureobasidium vineae
Lineage: Eukaryota; Fungi; Ascomycota; Dothideomycetes; Dothideales; Saccotheciaceae
Source: the annotation of a GenBank genome assembly
AUGCAGCCCGAGCCUGAUGAAAACGAAAAAUUUCCGUUCCUAGAUUUGCCUGCCGAGAUCCGCAACAUGAUCUAUUCUCUGGUCCUUGAGCGUCCUGGCUAUCGCAUUCAUCUCUCUGGCAAGCAUUCUGGAGUUAUCAACACCUCCUGGUUCGGCAAGAAUACAUACAUCUCAAGACGCGACAACCCUUACAGCACCAGCCUUAUGCGUGUGAACAAGCAAAUAAAUGUCGAAUCGUCGCCUUACUUGUUCAGUCGUCAUACUUUCGAAUUCGCAGACUCUACGAUGCUUCAGAGGUUCCUAGAGUACCUUGGCCCAGAGCGUAUCACGUCCUUGAUCUCAGUCUCUGUCCAGCAACAAUAUGCUGUCUCUGCCAAACAAGCAUACCAACUGCUGUCUCCUGCAGUAUCUCUUGCUAAGCUUGAGAUCAACCUUUGGCGCGGGACUGCUCAAUAUCUCGACUGGUCUUCUAUUCUGUUGCCCUUGUUCCAAUCCCUAUGCUCGGAUGGAUGCAAAACCCGUGAGGAGGCCUAUGGCAUUGUCACGAUGCCAGGAGCUGAUAAAGUUUAUUGUCAGACACAUCGCUGGUCAUCUGCUGAGGGAUGUGACAAAAGAAGCAAAACGUAUGAUGCAUUUCAUAAGAAGCUGCAUGACGGGAUUGAGAAAGGAUUGGACGAAGCUGAGGCGAAGAAGGAAGCGAUCAAAAGAGGCUCGCCAAUCAAAACUAGGUCCGGACGUAAGACGAAGGCAGUCGACUACUCAGGUAUGGAGGAAUGA